AUCUCACGAUUAACUGCGAGACUUGGUUGUCUCUAAACAUUUGGCCGGUCUAAAGAGCGACAUCCGAUGGGGGGAGCGACACUCGGAGAUGCACGGGUCAAGCAAUCGGGGGGAUGGAUUUGAAUGUGACACUCCUGUCCUCCGCUGCAGUGAGGGGGUCCUACACUUGGAUGAACUGGGGGAGGAGAGAGCACAGUGCGGCUGUCAUGUAAGCCGUCUCCUCUGGGGCUGCCUCUCGGUGCGCGCUGCUUCCUGCCUCAGGUAGAAGCCUCAGUGUUUCUGCUGCUGAGGCGUCAGGCUGAUCGCUCUACUCUCCCUGCAGCUGAGAAAUCAACGGAUCCACUCUUAAAGCACUACAAUGGAGAAGAGCUGCUCAGAGUGCUCAGUGCCGACUCUUGCACACAGCCUGUGUACACUCUGCAACAAGUGGUUGUGUUACCAGUGCACAGAUGUGCAUCAGCAUCAGAGAGCCCCCACCACUUCCCAGUACACAGACAUGCACCAGCAGCAUAGGCCCGGUGCCCCCCCGUGCUCUGACCUGCACCAGAGAGGCUCCAGCUCCCUGUCUCCGACUGGACAAGGCCCAGGGUCGUAUCCUUGUUCCCUCCUCAUGUGCCACUCUCACAGACAGGAGCCCUUGGAGCUGUUUUGUGAGUCAUGUGACCUUCUGUGCUGUAGCAGCUGUCACCUGUCCUCCCACAAAAACCACAGGGUGGUGCAGAUCGGGAAGGCCCUCCAGGACCAGCAGUGGUUGUUUGAAAGCCUGGUGGUGCAGGUGGAUGAGAGGAGGUCUGCGGUGGAGAACAAUGCUAAGCAGAUAGAGGACAGACUUCAUGGAGUAAAGAUUGCACACAGGAAGGCAGAGAACCAGAUUAAAAUGGCAAAGAUGAUAAUGAUGAACGAGCUUAACAAACGAGCCAACCUAUUAAUAGAGCAACUGGAGAAAAUCUCUGAGGACUUCCAGCAGCGUCUGGAGGACCAGCUGCAGGGGGCAAUAGAGAUAUGUGGCCAGCUGGACCAUGUUCAGAAGUUCAUCACCUGGGCUACGACCCACCACUGCAGAGGCCCGGUGCUCUUCAGCAGGGCUCUGAUUUCUCUCCAGAUGCAGCAACUUCUUGACUCGUCACUCCACUCAGACUCUGGGAGUCCUGUUAAGAUCAAAUUCAACUGGGAUGCUAGUUACUGGACUAAGCAGAUUUCCUCAUUAGGCCAGCUGACUGUUGAAGGGGGAAACUGCACGUAUCCUCAGGGCUUGGCCUGCUCCAGUAUUCUCCGGCCUCAGCCCAUCCCCUGCCUGUCUCUGCCGUCCGUGUGUCACAGAGGACGAGAGCCGGGCUGCGGGUACCAGAGCUGCUGCGAGACCCAAAUGUGUUGCCUGCACGGCGUUCCCUCUCAGCCUGAUAUGUCCAGCCUGGAAAAAAGCCAGCUGGAAGCCACGCUUUAUAGAUCCAGCUGUGUUCAGCCUGCUCUUAUCUCUGCCUCCUUGCACCAGAGCCAGCAGCUCCAGAAGUGCUGGGACCGAGAGAGUGUCUCACAUUGUCCUCCUGCAUCUUCACCUGUCCGGAUCACAGGACCUAUCAACUGCAGUCGAGGAUCUACAUCCCAGCCACAAGCUGUCGCCUCACAGCUCCAGUCUCAAAAUAAAUCGUAUCUCUACCGCCAGCACCAGAGAGAAGUUCUUCUAGACAGCCAGACUCAGCCGAGUGCAGAGCGCAGCGGGCCAGGCCAACAUCAGAGGAAGCUGUCCACCAGCACUCUGCAGCAGGAUCUCAGCCACACAGGCGUGGACAGAGACCUGUUGACUGAAGAAGACUGGAAGGGGAGACGCAGAGUGGAGGAGGCUGGUGGACAAACGGCAGCAGUUGAGAGCAGGGAGCUGCUGGGUGUGGAGGUUCAGCAGGACAGGAGGGGGCAGAGUCCGGUCCAACAGCAGCUCCUUGGUCCUCCAGAGCUGAGGAGAGAGCUGCAGAGAAACAGACCAGCACUGAGACUCAGAGACCAAAGAGAUGGCAGGAGCUCCACAUCCCUGGAGGUGUCGCUGACAGCCCAUGAGUGUUUAUCUGAUGUGCAGAGCAGCAGACUCAGCCCUUCUUUAGGGUGCACAAGGAGGGAAAGACGCUCCCAGAGCAUCCCUGCAGAACUGGCAGCCCCGUCUACCAGCCCUCACUCUGAAAGGCCCACAGGAUGCACUCACAGACUACAGCCAGGAACUGCAACUAAGUAUGUCAGUAUGGACCCCAGGCAGAGGAGAGCUUCAGAUGGGGUGCUUUGUGUUGUGAAGGAAACCUCGCCUCACACAGCGCCCUCCAGAGGACACCGCUCUCCUCUGUCCUAUAAGACAGAGCCAGAUCAUUCCUUUACAUGUGUCGAUGAAGAGAUUGAUUAUGAGGCCAAAGAGAAAAGCAGGGCGACAAGAAACGACCAAAACAGAGACGUUCAGAAGGACUCAGGAAAGCCCAGGGUCCCAGUGGUUUGCCUCGAGCGUCUCAAAAUACUUGUGUCUCAACUCCCCCCACAUGGACGACGGCAGAGCGACCCCUUACCUACCAGCCGCACGGAGAAGAGUGAGACUCUGAGAAACUGGCAAGAUGCAACACCUGAAGGGAUAUCUGGAGGCUCUGAGACCACCAGGACCCCUCACUCCAUUACAGCAUCACCAUAUGCACAGCGUAAUCAGUCUACCACACACUUGACCACCAGUGAGUUUGACAGCCGAGUUAGAAUCAGCUGUCGUAAAGUAUCCACGCCUCCGUCUGUUGACCCUAAAUAUGUGCCACAGAUAUACUCUUCAUUGGACCUGGACUCUGAAUCUGAUCCGAGAUCAGCUUCAGAGGACGCAGUCAUUUCCAGGGCUGAUCCAGCCAAACAGCUAAACUCAGAUGCAACACCGGAUUCAAAUGCAGAGUCUUCAUCUGAGGCUGAACUUGAAUAUCUGGCUGAGGAGAAAUCAGCAGGAGAGAUUGGGCUCUGUGAUGAGAAUGAUAUCACAGGGGAUUCAGAGCCAAGUCUUGAGUAUGAGGCAGACCCAGAAUCAGAUCCAGCAGCAGGAUCAGAGGAUGGCCAAGAGCUGGAUGGGGAUCCUGGAAUAGAGUCAGACGUCCAGCCUGACUAUGAUCACAGUUCUCAGGCAGAGACUGACUCUGAGGCUGUGUCCGAUCAGCCUGUAGACUCUCAGGGCUCGGUGGAGUCUGAGCUCGACGUAGAGUCUGAACCUGAGCUAACAACCGACGACCCCCAGCCGCUCCGCUCUGACCUGGAAGAGGACGCCCACAUUGGAUCUGCUCAGAGGACACUUCUGAUGGCAAACGCUGACGAUCAGGGAUGCUCCGAGGAAGUCCAGUCUGACCUCGACAAUGCCGAGAUGGAGAGCGAGGACUUCUGUGCUGUGUGUCUGAUUGGAGGGGAUCUGCUGUGCUGUGACCGCUGUCCAAAGGUUUUUCAUCUGUCUUGCCACAUCCCAUCUCUACUAAGCUUCCCCUCAGGUGACUGGGUGUGCAGCCUCUGCAGGGACGUGGUAACGCCUGAGGUUGAGUAUGACUGUGAGAAUGAGAGAACAUCUGCAGAACACACAUCAGCACAUGGACCGCCUGCAUGUGACCAGAGAAAAUGUGAGCGGCUGACCCUUCUGAUCCUCAGUAACGUCCUGAGCGCUCCCUUCCAUGAGCCCGUCAGUCCACUUGCUCGUCAUUACUACCAGAUCAUCAAGAGGCCCAUGGACCUGUCUGUGAUCAGAGCCAAACUCAACAAGAGGAAUACUCAUCAUUAUAACUCACCAGAACAGUUUGUUGCUGAUGUCUAUCUCAUGUUCCGCAACUGUGCAAAGUUCAAUUAUCCUGACUCUGAGGUGGCCCAAGCAGGCCGCAGCCUCGAGGCGUUCUUCACUUCCAAGCUGAAAGACGUUUACCCGGACCGAGUUUUUGUCGUGGCCGAGGCGGACUCUGACAGUGAUGAGUACGAUGAGGCCUACAGGACGGCAGAGAGCGGAUUCCCCUGGCCAGAGCGGAGAGAGCAGUGCCACAGGAAGAGAAAGAGGAGACACUCUCUCAAGUCCAGGAGACAAAACUUCUGACCAGAGGGGAAUGAAAUGCAACCAUGGACACAAAUAAGCUGUAUAUCUGGGUAAUUGUACUGUUUUUUUAUUUAGUAGUCUGUGGGGCCGUGACAGUGUCUGUAAUCUAUUUGUGGUUGGCUAUAAUAUCACAGUGCUGCCAUCGGAUGGCAGCUAGACAUACUGGAACAAUCUAUCCCUGCAGACUUCAACUAUUGCUAUUGAAUUAUGUUGUGUCUGCAAUUAUAGUUUGAACCUCAGCAAAAUGUAACAUUGUUUCCAACAAAGAAAAAAAGAAAGAAAUAAGACCGAUCGGAGCAGUAGAGAGGUUACAAACUGAUUAAAAACCGCUUCAGUUACAUGAUAUAUGCUACACAUUAGAGUUUGAUGGCUUGCUUCUGCAAACGCUAAGAUGAUGCUGUAACACUUUACUAUAGUAUUAUAUUUUGGCUGUUCAUGAUUUACUUCUGCUGCGCUAAACAUAUCAUUUAUGAUUCACUUUCAGACCUCCUAAAAUCACAUAACUGAUGUUAUAUACUAUAUUUUACAAGGAGGAUGAGGAUUAUUGUGGAUGUUUUUUAUCUCACUUUGCGUGCUUAUUAUUUGUUUUUUUCUAAGUGAGCAUAGCUUUGAUUAUACACAGCACUUUGAACCUUUGCUACUAUAUGGGUAAAUACUUAUUUACCGUAUUCUAAAACGCUCGACAUAUGUAUACAUGUUUAACUGUAUAGAACUUUAUUUUACUAUAUUUGUCAUUUUAAUGACUGAAUGGUUGCAGGCAAUUAUCAUAGGUUGGAUUAUUGAUAUAAUGAUGCAUCUCAGUAGCUUUUCAAAAAGGCAGCAUUGAAUAUUGUAGACUUUGUCUUUUUGACCAGAGUGAUGCAGAGUGAUUUAUGGCACUAUAACCAGUGUUAGAACUUGUGUAAGUUCAUGUUUGUUAGAGGAUUUAACAUCCGGAUGAAACAACCCAAGACAUUUACAUUUUUUUCUUAAUGAAAUUAAGUUUGUGUAUUCAUUAUGUAAGCGUUAUGUUCUGAUGUGUUUCAGCAAAAAUGUUGUUUUCAGGCUUAGUCAGAGAGUCAGGCAUUCAUAUUAUUCAGUAUUAAUGGUUAUUUGUAGAUCCACACUGUUGAGAGAAAAUACAUUUUAUAAUACACACUGUUGUAGAGCAUUUCCUGUUUUUAAAUAAUGUUUACUUGCUUCCUGCAGUUACAUUUUAGUUGACUUUAAGAUAAAUUACUGCACAAAUUAUUCUCUGUACACUCCUUGGUCAUUGUCAGGGAGUAAUACGAAAAGAAGUAAUACAGUAUACAGUAUGUAGUGUUACUUCUUUAAAUGAAUACAUGUAAUACUAUUUCCUAUUAUAUAAGGGAAGACUGAUAACAUAAAGUUAAUGUCACUGUUGUCAAAUGUCUUUCUUCCUUUUUUACUGUAACAGUCAACUAUAAAUGCAACAUAUAUUAUUAUCAAUAAAAUGAAUUCAAGUGAAAAUAUA
Messenger RNA from Trematomus bernacchii (emerald rockcod), 5543 nucleotides. It is a transcript of the gene trim66, whose product is annotated as tripartite motif containing 66. The record is from RefSeq and is a predicted model, not a curated record. NCBI's taxonomy places the organism in Eukaryota, Metazoa, Chordata, Actinopteri, Perciformes, Nototheniidae. Gene Ontology annotation, molecular function: protein binding; zinc ion binding.